AAAUGAUUCUCAUUUUAUUUUACUUUUUUAUAACCGCAUUAGGAAUAUAAACGAUAAAUAUCAAUUAGGAUUACUUGGAAAAUGGAGAAUUAUUUGAAUUGGAGGAUUCUGAUUAUUAUGUGAUAUAGGAAGUAGCAAAUGGAACUAUGUUCUUUUAAGUUACUUCCGUUGACACUUAGAAAUAUAUUUAAAUAGAGUAAUUUUAUGUUCAAUUAAAGAUUAACAUUCUUAGCUCCUGGAGAUGGUGAAGUCAAUUUGUCAUUUACAAUUAGUAAAAACAGUCUUCCUACAAUGAAAGACAACAAAACAAUAUCGGCGACAUAUGCUGAUGUCAAUGGUUAUUAUCUACGCAAGAGUUAUCAAAACAUAGUGAUACCAGCUAAUUCAUUUAGAUCAGGUGAUAAAUUUUAUAUAACUAAUUUAAAAAGAGAAGAAGAAACAACUUAUUAAUAUAAUAUUAGAAUAAAGAAGAGUGAUCUUACUCCAUGUCCUAACGAUUGCACUUCAGUUUCUUUGGGCUAUUGUAAUUUAGGUACUUGUGCAUGCGAAGCAAAUAGAGUCGAUUUGGAUUGUUCCAGGAAGGCAACUCCUAUUAUGAUAGAUAAAAAGUUGGAAAACAUCACAAUAAGUGGAACAGAAUACUUUUAUUUUGAAUAAACGAAACAAUUAGAUACUAUUUUGUUAGAUGUGGGAAUUUCAAAUAUCCUAGUUUCGGAGUACUCUUCAAUACUUGUAUAUUUCAUGUUUGAAAACUUUAAAUAUGGAGUACCCACUCCAUACUAUAAUAAUUAUUCUUUCUCAUUUUCUUCAGAUUCUAAAACUAAAUCACUCAUAAUUGACGUUUCUGGAUUGAAUUAUAAUCCAGAUUUAUAUAGGUAGUAUUUAGUUAUAAUGUCAUUAGGUUUGAUCGGCUUUUAUUAACAAUCGUAGUUCCUGAUACCUGCUAAUUUUAUUUUAAUAUCAGUGUUCCAUCCGGAGAUUCGUCAGUGAAUACAAACCUAAUGCUUAUUUACUUCUUGGUUUCUCUGGCUGUGGUCUUAGUGCUUACUUGGAUUAUAGUUACUUUAAUAAGAUAUAGACAGAGGAAUAGGGUUUAAAAUGAGAUUCAGUCAAAUUAAUAAUAAUUGUCAUAAUAGCAAAGGAGAGGAUAAAAGACUGGCAUAACUUCAUAAUAACUUGAUCAUUAUAUGAGGAAGAUUCUAUGGAAGAAUUUAAGUCAUCAUCCUAAGAUUAAGGAGAAGAGGAUAGACCCUAAGCAAUUUGAGGCUUGCACUGUUUGCUUAAUAGAAUAUGAUUCAGAAUCAAUUUGUAGAGUGACUCCUUGUGUUCAUGUGUUCCAUGCUGAUUGUUUGCAUUAAUGGAUGGUGGAGAAGAAGCAUGAGACCUGUCCGAUGUGCAGAGAAGAUUUGAAUGAGCAAGCAUUAGAAAAGCUGGCAGAAUAAGAUAGACCUAAUAAUCCAUAAACUUAAGUCUUAUUAAAGGGGGAUAACAAAUAGUAAAAUUAAAAUGGAUUGUUGGUUAUCUAAGAAAGAAAUGAAUGA
Molecule: messenger RNA, 1541 nt
Organism: Paramecium octaurelia
Lineage: Eukaryota; Ciliophora; Oligohymenophorea; Peniculida; Parameciidae
Source: the annotation of a GenBank genome assembly